Molecule: messenger RNA, 946 nt
Organism: Olea europaea var. sylvestris
Lineage: Eukaryota; Viridiplantae; Streptophyta; Magnoliopsida; Lamiales; Oleaceae
Exons: 2
Coding region: 20-946 (308 amino acids)
Source: RefSeq, a predicted model, not a curated record
UUUGUAAAUAUCUGCAGGUAUGUCUUUUGAUCCUCGGGCUCUCCGGAACUUUGUCAGCACAAGGGGAGACGCUCAUCCACAGGGGCAGCCCCCGAGGAAGAAAAGCAAGAAGAGGCCUCGAGGGGCUCCUGAGGGUGCGAGGGGGCCUGGCGAAACUUCUCGAGCACAUCCACAAGUCUCGACCCCUCUGCAACCGAACCUCAGAUCUCCCACUCCUCGGGUCGUCACUCCUCGGCCUCCUUCUGAAGUGGUUGACCUUGAGGAUGACCCGUCUCUUACCGGGGACUUUGAGACUUGCCGCCUCGCUCCUGAGCUCGUAAACAAAUACAAAGAGGAGGUCAAGCUCGAGGAUGGGAUGAAGGUCCUCGAGGGUCUUACAGUGAAGAUGUUGAGUAUAGCUCGAGGACUCUCUCUACAAGGGCUCGAGGAGGCCAAGAGGGCAGCUGGGGUCGAGACGUCCAUGGCCUCUAAGGACAACAGGAUUCAAGACCUCGAGGCACAGGUCGAGGUUUUAUUGAAGGAGCGUGAUGACGCGAGGAGGGAGGCUGCAAAGGCCAGGGAUGACCUGGUUAUAGCAAAGGAUGAGGUCGAGGGCGCGAGGCUCGAGCUCAUCCAGAAGACAGAGGAUUUCGGGCGCGAGCUCGCGGCUGUCAGGGAGAGGGCUUGGGAGGAGUUUAAAACCUCCGAGGACUGCGACAAGAUAAAAGGGGAGUAUGCGUCGGGGGCGUACUUCCAUGCUCUGAAAGAAGCCCGGGCCUUCCUCCUUCAGAAGUUGCCCAACGUCACUCCAGACGACCUGAAGACAGUGCCUUCCAUUGCUGAUACAUUGGAGCUCUUGAGUUCGGAAGAUGGAGGAGGAUCGGGUGGAGAUGAUGAGGAUGGUCUUGAGGACGACGUUAAGAUCGACAUCAGCAACCUCGACCCUCCUCUUGGCCACAUUGGAUGA